This is a messenger RNA of Sphaerodactylus townsendi, 2712 nucleotides long. It is a transcript of the gene SLC46A2, whose product is annotated as solute carrier family 46 member 2. Gene Ontology annotation, cellular component: membrane. The transcript is spliced from 4 exons. NCBI's taxonomy places the organism in Eukaryota, Metazoa, Chordata, Lepidosauria, Squamata, Sphaerodactylidae. Bases 254 to 1591 code for a protein of 445 amino acids. Gene Ontology annotation, biological process: transmembrane transport. The record is from RefSeq and is a predicted model, not a curated record. Gene Ontology annotation, molecular function: transmembrane transporter activity.
AUAACACCUAGGUGUGGCUUCAGGCACAGACAGAAAAGCAGCCUUCGAAGGCGAAGGAGACAGAGAGGUUUCAGCGAAUGGCCCUUCCACUUGUUCAAAGGAAGCAAAGCAGACUUUGCUUGUGCAUUGAAUGAAGCCAGUCUAGAUUUUAUGACUGAAAUAAACAAAGCCUGGCCUUAACCAACAGCCUCCCUUCCUGGCCUGACCAAGCGGCUGAACAAACGCCAGCUCCUCGCUAGCAAGGUUGGAAACGAUGGAGGUGAGAACCUGGAUAGAGCCCGUGGUUGCUGCGGCCCAGCUUGCUAGUUCUUUCUACGACACCGGGCUGUUGCUGGUCGCGAAGAACUACUACAACCACACUGCCGCUGCCUCUGAAACCAACAGCGAAAACGCCCAACAGAAAGCCAUCUCCAACUUCUACAUCAUCUACAACCUCCUCCAAGGCCUGACCCCGCUGCUGUCGGCUUACGCUCUGGCUCGGCUGGGCGAUGAGAAGAACAGGAAGAUCUCCAUUUGCGUGCCCCUCCUUGGCUAUUUACUCUCCCGGACCCUUCUGCUCCUGGUGAUCCUGGUGCCGUGGCCGAUCGAAGUGAUGUUCGGGGCCACCGUCUUGCAUGGUCUGAGCGGAGGGUUCACCACCUACUGGGCCAGCGUCAUGGCUGUGGGAUCUCAGCACUCCUCAGAGAGCAGGAGAUCGCUGCGUCUCAUCAUUAUUGAGCUCAUCUAUGGCUUAGCUGGCUUCCUGGGGAGCGUAGCAUCUGGGCACCUCUUUGUCACUUUCCACCUUGGGUACCAGCAGGGCACAGUGCUGGUUUCUUCCAGCAUUGCCUUAUAUGCUUUUUGUCUUUUCUACAGUCUAUUUGUCCUGAAAGUCCCCAAGCCCGCUGGUUCUUGCCCACCUGCUUCCAGGGACAUCGACCACCCCAACAGCAAGCUGGCUGAUGACGAAGGAGAUUUGGCCUUCCAAAAAACUGAGCAUCAGCACACUCUGGUACCUUCCAAGCUCAUCGUCGCCAUGCUGUUUGUAGGGGCCAUCAUGUACGACUUAGCGGUGGCCGGAGCCAUCGAUGUGUUGCCGCUCUUUUUGCUCAAAGAGCCCCUCAGCUGGGGACCAGAAUAUAUUGGCUAUUCCUAUGCUGCUGGCUACGUGAUCUUUAUCACCAGCUUCCUGGGCGUCUUUGUGUUCUCCAAGUUUUUAAGGGACACCUCAAUGAUCAUGAUCGGGAUCGUGUCCUUUGCUGCUGGCAUCUUCAUCAUGGCCUUCGUGCGGUGGACGUACCUGUUUUACAUUGCUCGAGGAGUUAUGCUGUUUGCCCUCAUCCCAUUGCCAACCAUCAGAUCUGCGUUAUCCAAACAUGUAGAAGGUUCCUCUUAUGGAAAAGUGUUUGUUCUACUGCAGCUGGCACUCGUGGUGACGGGAGUUGUGACAUCAACCGUCUUUAAUAAAAUCUAUCAAAGCACAUUGGACUGGUUUGGUGGGUUCAGCUUCCUCUUGUCCAGUGGCAUAAGCUGCUUAAGCCUCAUCCCUAUCAGCAUCAUAGCAUACAAGCAACGCACCUCAUCCGGUUCACUUGAGAUUUUAACUGACUGAGCACAAACGCAUGUGGAUUUCCUUCAGAAAUGGACAUUUGGGCCAGAACCUGUUCCAAGGUUGGGUAGCCCAGAGGACCUACUGCUUAAGAAAAUUCACUUUUGGACUUCCAGUUAGUUGAAUUAGAUGUCAAAUUCAAUCUCGGUGCUUUCAUGUGUGUCAUGGUGGAUGGAAUAAAGUUUAUACUGAGGAGAAUUGGGUGUUGUUUGCUCAGGACAGCCUUGCUGAGGCGUUUUAUCCAUCAGUUCAUUCCCUCACUUCCUUCUCAGUGCCCCCAAAGCAGAUAUGUGGCACAAAGGAAAGAUAUUGCUAAAGGAAGGGCCUUGCCCUCCUCUUUUGCAUAGAACUAGUUGUUACUAAUUCAUGGGUUACAGUACUUUGGUUUCGAACCAUUGGUUGGGACAGUCAGUCAGACCACAGCUUCAUGCGACUGAGUUCUUCGAAUAUUCAGUAAGCAGAAUCUACAACCAAGAAGGGAAUACAAACACCAGUGGACAAGAAGAUUUCCAAAUCGGCCUGGUAGUAGUGACAGCAACAUGCAAUAGAACUGCACCCAUAUCUGAACAUAUUCUUAUGAAAGUUGUACCACUUUAAAAUAAUCAGGUAGUCUUCAGUCACAAAUAAGCAAACCGGUAUCACAAGCUCUGACAACGCAUUUGAAUUGUGCUGUGUUCUGCAACGAAACAAGACUGGAUCUUGAAAGUCACAGAAUAUGCAGAGAUGGCAAGGCUGACCGCGGUUGUUAGAGACAAGAACACAGACAAUUUUCCGAAAGACUGGAAAUCCUUUGCGGACUACUAACUGAAAACAUAUUCAAACAGAGAAACAGCGGCAGGAUUCGAGACUGAAAUGAACAGAGCACAUUGGAUUAAGACAACUUUAUAAGAAAGACUACAAGUGAAAAAAUGUAGAUAUUAAUUGUAAGUACAGAGUCAGAAUUAUGCUUGGAUCCUUAGUGAGGUAGCUGGAAGUCACCAUAUAUGUGCGUAGGGUUCGUGUAUGUAUGUUCCCACCCCCCUUUUCUACCCUUUAGCAUUGCUAUUGUGGGGGGAGGGAAACUAGAUCGGGUUUCUUCUUUGUCUUUCUGUAUAUGUGUUGUUCAGAUGUGUGCAAUAAAUAAA